AUAUAAUCGGAACACUAGGGGGCAGUGUGGAGCUCACAUCUCCUUUGAGUUGCGAACUACCGCUAAGAUGAAGAAGCCUUCAUGAAAACAUUACCAGAGAGGCGAGAGAGCGCUGUGACACAGGAGGAGAGACGGCUUCAUCUGAUGGCAGCGAGGAACUGAAGGAACUCAAACAUGAUGGAGUCUGUGAUCAACCUCCUGAACACAUUUCACCUUAAAGCUGGUGGGCUGUCAGUGACUCUCAGCCUCUUCAUCAUCUUCCUGGGUCUCCUCUACUGGUAUUCAGUUUACCCCUUUUCGGUACUUUCUCGAUGUGGCAUCAAACAUCCAAAGCCUGUGCCUUUCUAUGGAAACAUAUUCAUGUUUCGCCAGGGUUUUUUUGAACCUAUGAAAGAAAUGAUAAAGACACACGGGAGAGUCUGUGGGUAUUAUUUGGGCCGGAGACCGGUGGUUGUGAUUGCAGACCCAGACAUGCUCAGACAGGUGAUGGUCAGAGACUUCAGCAGCUUCCCCAACAGAAUGGCUUUUCGCUUCGCCACCAAACCCAUGACCGACUGUCUGCUCAUGUUGAGGAACGAGCGCUGGAAGAGAGUGCGGAGCAUCCUGACCCCAUCGUUCAGUGCUGCCAAGAUGAAAGAGAUGGUCCCUCUGAUCAACACAACCAUCAAUGCUCUGAUGAACAACCUUGACGUCUACGCUGAGUCAGGAGAGGCCUUCGACAUCCACAAGUGUUUUGGCUGCUUCACCAUGGAUGUUAUUGCCAGUGUGGCAUUUGCAACUCAGGUGGACUCUCAAAACAACCCCGAUGACCCAUUCGUCAGCCACGCACAGAUGUUCUUCACCUUCUCUUUCUUCAGGCCCAUCAUGUUGUUUUUCAUUGCCUUCCCGUUCAUCGCAGCUCCUCUGGCAGCACUCAUCCCCAACAAACGACGAGACAAGAUGAACAAUUUCUUCAUCAACUGCAUUCAGAAGAUCAUCGAGCAGAGAGACGAGCAGCCUCCUGAACAGAGGCGUCGAGACUUCCUCCAGCUGAUGUUGGAUGCACGAACCGACAGGGAGAGUGUUUCUCUGGACCAGUUUGACUCAGCGACCCACGCCGAGGCGCUAGAUAACAAGAACCAGCAGACACGAGCCUCCGACCAGGACGAGCAAGCCAGCACUCACGAGUCCCCCGGCAGGCGUCAGCAGAGAAAGAUGAUGACAGAGGACGAGGUUGUCGGUCAGGCUUUCGUCUUUCUUCUGGCAGGAUAUGAAACCAGCAGCAACACGCUGGGUUUCACCUGCUACCUGCUGGCUCUCCACCCUGAAUGUCAGAGCCAGGUUCAGGAGGAGGUGGAUGAUUUCUUCACCAGACAUGAGUCACCAGAUUACAAUAAUGUCCAGGAGCUGAAGUAUUUAGAUAUGGUCAUAAGUGAAGCGUUGCGUCUCUACCCUCCUGGGUUCAGGUUCGCAAGAGAGAUUGACCAGGACUGUGUGGUGAAUGGCCAGUUCCUCCCCAAAGAAGCAACGAUCGAGAUCCCAGCUGGCUUCCUUCACUACGACCCCGAGCACUGGCCAGAGCCGGAGAAGUUCAUCCCUGAGCGGUUCACUCCAGAGGCCAAGGCCGGCCGACAUCCAUUUGUCUACCUCCCGUUCGGGGCCGGUCCUCGUAACUGUGUUGGAAUGAGGUUGGCUCAGCUGGAGAUCAAAAUGGCUCUGGUGCGUCUGUUCCACAGGUUCAACAUUGUGGCCUGCUCAGAGACCAAGGUUCCUCUGGAGCUGAAGUCUUCCAGCACUCUAGGACCAAAGAAUGGCAUUUUUGUGAAACUUCAAAGGAGAGACCAAGUGAAUCCUACAUCAGAAAACUAAGAAUGAAAUAUGGUGGAGGAAUGUUCUUGACCUUCUAAAUCCCUGCAUAUGGUUUCUUCAGCUGGGAUGGAAACAAAGUGAGAAUGACUUGCUCUACUUUCGAGAGCAGCUAUCAGCCUCUAACUGCACCAUAAAGCAAUAAUGUGUUUUUUUGCUGUGAUUUUAAAACAGCUGCAACACUGGAGUCUGUUGUAAAGGGUAUCUGGAAAAACAAGGCUUCAAUCGAUUCUCUUAGUUAUUCCUUUCUUUAUCUGUGCAUAUAAUAUUUUAUCUUUUAUAAUGAUCUUUGUUUUUAAUCCAAUGAACAAAGAUUGAAACUUGUGAAGCUGAACCGAUACGUUUGCACAUUCCUUCACCUGUAUGAGUAGCUGCUGUUUUUUGCAUUCAUUUUAAUAUUGCUUCUAUGACUGAUGGUUAAUAAUUUGAUUAUGAAUGAUACAGUCACAGAUAUUGAUAGCAGAGGCUGACGUCAGCUCAUGUUUAUAAAGGACGGACCUCUGUCAUCUGUGUUACAAUGUGUUGCUGAUUUAAUUUGAAUUUACUGAAAACUUUGUGCACUCACCUGAAAGCUGCUAUGUUAGAGGUUUAUGGAAAGGACAGGAAAUCCACUUUGUAGUUUUAAUCCAGAUUACUUGAGUCUGUUGAUCAAAUGUGUCAGAAUAAUGAAUAAAGUGAAAGCUUCUUAUCACUUUUCCUUUGAUGACGUGAUUUAUAAGUUUGAAGUUGAACAUGUAUUUGAUCCUGUGUGUGGGAGUUGCAGAGGACUGAUUGUAUCUGUUGGACGUUCAGAACUGGUUGUUUUGUGGUGAAUUAAAAAAAAACAUACCUCGA
Molecule: messenger RNA, 2679 nt
Organism: Notolabrus celidotus (New Zealand spotty)
Lineage: Eukaryota; Metazoa; Chordata; Actinopteri; Labriformes; Labridae
Gene: tbxas1
Product: thromboxane A synthase 1 (platelet)
Exons: 14
Coding region: 175-1848 (557 amino acids)
Molecular function (GO): heme binding; steroid hydroxylase activity; iron ion binding
Source: RefSeq, a predicted model, not a curated record